AUGUGGUUGCUGAAAGAUAUUAAUUCCGCCAACGUGAAUAACAAAUUAGAGAGUCAUGCGGUGCUUAUUUUUUUAUCAGGUAAAAAGUUUCGAAAAGAAGAAAAGGAGAGAAAGAAAAGAAAUGAAAAAGAGGAGAAGAAGAAAAACCACGGGGAAAGAGAGAAGAAAACAACGGCCAAGAAACGUUCCAGGAGUCCAGAUAAAAGCCGAGAUGAUGGAAGACAACAGAAGAAGAUUCGAGGGGAACCCGAAACACCACCGGCCCUCGAUAUCAACAAUUACCGCCUUAUAAAACAGAUAGGCGAAGGUUCAUUUGGCAAGGUGAUGUUGGCAUCUUAUAUGAUAAAAGACCAACUGGUUGCAGUGAAGAUAAUUGAAAAGAAAAAGACUCGGGACUUCAAGAACGUCAGGAAUGAAGCGUCAGUGCUACAGCUUGCCAGAAGAUGCCCGUAUUUAUGUCGGGGAAUGGCAACACUUCAAACUCAGUCUCUCAUACUGCUAGUUCUGGAGUAUAUGAGUGGCGGCACACUGGAUGACCUCAUAACAACCGUAGGUCGUCUGAACAGUGACCUCAUAAUGUUUUAUUCUGCAGAACUAGCAGUAGGUUUGAAGUUCUUGCAUGCCAAUGGGAUCGUGCAUCGUGACCUGAAGCCUCAGAAUAUUUUGUUGGAUGAAGAGGGUCAUUUGAAGAUCGCUGAUUUCGGCAUCGUCUGUACCAACAUGUUUAAAUCAAAUACUCAGCGUGGAAGGUGUGGAACACCAGGGUAUAUAGCCCCAGAGGUUUUAGCAGAUAUGGAAUACAAUUCAAGUGCUGAUUGGUGGUCGUUUGGUGUUAUCUUAUAUAAAAUGGCCACCGGCAUAUUACCAUAUUCACGGCAUAUCUCUAAAGAAGAACAACUAGAAAGGAUCCUGACUGAAAAGCCUCAAUAUCCAGAAUUCCUUUCUGCGGAAUUACGUGACCUCUUAAAACAGCUCUUGAAGAAGAAGCCCAAACAUCGCCUUGGGGUAUAUGCCGACAUCCGGGACCACCCAUUUUAUUCCACAAUUGAUUGGGUGCAAGUGGAGAGAAGAAACCUGCUGUCUCCUAUUAUACCACCUAAAAGCUCAGUUAAGGGAUUCAGCAAGAAAAAUAUCCCAUUCCCAGAGGAGGACCCCAGUGAGACCCGCAUGGUCGAAAAGUUCAGCUACAUUGACCCAAGCUGGCAGGAGUAAUUCCUCUGCCACCACCGAGCUUGAUCUCAUCCAACUGACCAUCACAAAAGCUGUGCAACUUGCCACCAGGACACCAGUAGCACUGGCUUCAUCCUGUAAUAUCGGGUAAUGUAUAACAUCCAAGGUGAGCGAAUACUGUUUUUUAAUAUCUUAAAAAUCUGUCCUGCUCUACCAACCCGAAUUGAAGCUUUCUCCCCACAUCCACCAUCUUUCAGCACUGCAUGUAAUUGCCAGAAUCAUCACAGAAAGCACUUAUAGCUGCAUUUAUCAUCUCUGUGUGCUUUAUGUGCCAUUUCAAUCUUACGCAGCUUUUCAUAGUUUUAAAGUUUUUAAUCAUAGUCUCAGUUUUAUUCUAGUUUUAAAAAAAAAAACAAAAAAAAAAAAACACCUCCCCAUCCUUCCCUGUUAAACAACCUGCCCAUCUUUUCACCUGAACCAACCUUUCCCUAUUUCUAUAAAGCACAGCCUCUUUCCUACAGGCUCUAAAAAGCACAGCCUGUCCCCCGCAGGCUCUUUAAAGCAUCAUACCUUCUCAUUGUACCUUAUUAAGCAACCUUCCCAUCUCUCCAUGUAAAACUACCCUUCCCAAUUCUUUACCAAGCAUAACCUGCUUUUUGCAGGCUCUAUAAAGCUCAGCCUGUUCCCUGCAGGCUCCAUAAAGCUCAGCCUGUUCCCUGCAGGCUCCAUAAAGCACAGCCUGUUCCCUGCAGGCUUCAUAAAGCUCAGCCUCUUUCCUACAGGCUCUAUAAAACUCAACUGGUUCCCUUUAGACUCUAUAAAGCUCAGCCUGUUCCCUGCAGGCUUUAUAAAGCACAGUCUGUUUCUUGCAGGCUCUAUAAAGCUCAGCCUGUUCCCUUCAGGCUUCAUAAUGCACAGCCUCUUUCCUACAGGCUAUAUAUAGCUCAGCCUGUUCCCUGCAGGCCUCAUAAAGCUCAGCAUGUUCCCUGUAGGCUCUAUAAAACACAGUC
Messenger RNA from Xenopus laevis (African clawed frog), 2180 nucleotides. RefSeq names its product protein kinase C delta type-like. The transcript is spliced from 11 exons. The record is from RefSeq and is a predicted model, not a curated record. Bases 1 to 1212 code for a protein of 403 amino acids. Lineage: Eukaryota; Metazoa; Chordata; Amphibia; Anura; Pipidae.